AUGAUGCGGGAGAUGUUUUUGGACAAUAUGAAGAACACGCAGUGGUUUCAGUCGACGAUAUCGAGGUUCUCAAAGGACUACGAGGUGGUGUGUCCGAACAGCUGGUGCGGAUGUACGUAUAGUUGCAUGCUGAAAGACCUGGAGCUGCAUCUAGGGAAAUGUGCGUACCGACAGGUGCCGGAUAGUCUGGAUCAAGUGGUGGAAGAUAGCGCGAGAGAUCUGUACUCGUACGAUGUCGUGUGUCCGAAUGCGAUGCUAGGGUGCAGGGAGAUUUGUUCACGCGAGAAUCUGGUACAACACCUAGCGAGUUGUUCUGUGAAUGGUAUCUCACGGGAGAAAGAGUGGGAAGAACGACUUGAGUGGAGAAGAAGUGUCAACCAAGCAACAGAAAAGGAGCGAGAACGUCGCAUAGAUGAGGAACGCGAGGAAGGACGGGUGAAUGGAUGUGGACUGUCGUUCGGGAAUCUGCAAAGGCUAUACGAAGAGCAGACAGCAAUGAUGCAGGUCGUUUUGCAUGACGAGAUUCUGGACUUUUAUGAUCAUCAUCAGCGGGAAGCGCUAAAGAAGCGUCUGUGGAUACAGAAAGGUAUUGCAAUGGUGACGGAGGAGAUUGAACGGUUAUGGAAUCACUGCGUGCAAGUCGAGCAGUACGGGUCUCUUGCUACGGGAUUGCACGAGGAAGCAAGUGAUGUGGACCUUGUCGUCUUUGGGGCAACGGAGGAGUUCAAUUGCACCGGUCAACAGUGCGUAAAGGCUUUGGCAGAUCGUUUUCGUGAGCUCAGUGCGUUUUCGGGUGUGAGCGCCAUCACUCGCGCACCAAUUCCGCUCUUGAAAGUGGUGGUCCUAGUUUCAGGUGACAACCUAGAGGCAACGGAAGGCAAACACAUUGAGCGUGAUGGUGACGCGAUGUUGCGGAUUCCAUUCGAUAUCACGUUUGACGAGCCCCGUGGUAUUCACCACAAUGGUAUAGCAAGUGUCACAUUGGUGCAAGGCCUUGCGCGCGCAUUUUACAAACUGCGGGAAUUGACGCUUGUGCUGAAGUGUUUUCUGGUGAAGUGUGGGCUGAAUGAUCCGGCUGUCGGAGGCUUAUCAUCGUAUGGUUUGCUGCUUAUGGUUGUAUACGUGCUGCAAGAGCAAGGGGCUCUGAUAUUGUUGACCGAUGGACAAAGGCCCUCGCAAGGUUCUAUCGAUAGAGUCGAUAUCGAUGAACGGAAAGGAGGUGCUCGGUGUCCGAAUGCCCGCUGGAACUUGCGUUAUGAAUCGCAACGUCUAAAGGGGGAGGUCAUUGCUAAAGAAAUCAUCAGGCAAUGCUCGGCACGACAACAGCCACCGGACGCUGGAAAGGCCGCUUAA
Peronospora matthiolae is the source of this 1353-nucleotide messenger RNA. The record is from the annotation of a GenBank genome assembly. Lineage: Eukaryota; Oomycota; Peronosporomycetes; Peronosporales; Peronosporaceae.